CAAAGCAACACACACUUGAGGGCCCUUGAAACUCUCGAAACGUUUCGCUUUCCACCACCACUACCAUGGCUAGGUCCCAACAGCGUUAUCGCGGCGUCCGACAAAGGCAUUGGGGUUCUUGGGUUUCUGAAAUUCGCCACCCUUUACUAAAGACAAGAAUUUGGCUAGGCACUUUCGAAACGGCGGAGGACGCAGCGCGAGCCUACGACGAAGCGGCGAGACUCAUGUGCGGUCCAAAAGCACGUACCAAUUUCCCGUUCAAUCCCAACGACCACAUGUCAUAUUCAUCCCAGCUUCUCUCAUCGGCUUUGAUAGCAAAGCUUCACAAAUGCAACAUGGCCUCUCUACAAAUGACGAAAAAACCAGCCCCAAAAGAGGAGCCAGUGCAACAAGUAGUGCUCCAGCAACAGUAUAUGCCAUCCGUCACUUCUAGUAGUAGCUGCAUUGUCGAAAAUAGCGGCUUUUCGGGGUUGGAUUGGUCGGAGAAGAGGAAGUACGGUGGAGUUCAAUGGGGUGAGGGGAAUUGGGUUGGUGAGGUGGGUGUUCAAGUUGAGAAUCAUGAUCAACAUCAGGAGCUUUUUCAGCCGCUUGAGGAGGAUCAUAUUGAGCAAAUGAUAGAGGAGUUGCUUGAUUAUGGGUACAUUGAGCUUUGUCCCGGGGUUCAAGCAUAGGCAGUACUAAACUCUAGCAUCUUCUACAUGGAAAAUGAAAACUUUUUGGGUUAGCUAUAUUUAAUAAAAGUAAUUAGAUUUAGAUGAGUAGUAGUAUGUAUCCAAACUUAUGGAAGAAUUAGCUAGCUAGCUAGCUAGAAUGAAAUAUGCAGCUAUAUCACACACUGUUAUUGGAAAUAGAAUGUAAGUGGGUGCUCGUAUAGCUCUACUAGUAGCGAGCAUUUCCCCCACACAUCCCAAAGGCGAGAGUUCGAAUCUUUUUUCCUCGUUUUUUCUUUGUAAUCAGAAGAUGGAGAAACAGAA
This is a messenger RNA of Rosa rugosa (rugosa rose), 974 nucleotides long. Its product is annotated as ethylene-responsive transcription factor ERF003-like. Gene Ontology annotation, molecular function: DNA binding; DNA-binding transcription factor activity. Lineage: Eukaryota; Viridiplantae; Streptophyta; Magnoliopsida; Rosales; Rosaceae. Gene Ontology annotation, biological process: regulation of DNA-templated transcription. The transcript is spliced from 2 exons. The record is from RefSeq and is a predicted model, not a curated record. Bases 66 to 671 code for a protein of 201 amino acids.